AUGUGGACGCAGACUCGUUCUCUGGAACACUUAUGGGUCCCCAUCAAUGGGAUCAACUUUGACGCUGUCUACAUGGCCGAGCACAUCGGGUCAUAUAAGCCAGACCUUCACAGCUUUGAGUACAUGAUCGAGUACGCCGGCGCUGAUCUGCUGGUCGCCAGGAACCAGAUCUUGCAUACUGCGCAGGCGCUGUGGCAAGACCACGUGCCUGCCCGCAAGGUCGGAUUGGAUAGCUGCUGGAUCAUGAGGGGAGGCAAGAACAGCGCAAUGGGAGGCGAUUUGGACGAACCUGCUUAUAGCGUGAGCCUGGCUUACCGGUUUAACACACUCUGCGAGAUGGCGGGUGCUGUUGAAAAUGCUUUCCAGAUGCUUUCCAAAUAA
Messenger RNA from Thyridium curvatum, 381 nucleotides. RefSeq lists its product as uncharacterized. The record is from RefSeq and is a predicted model, not a curated record. Bases 1 to 381 code for a protein of 126 amino acids. The transcript has a single exon. Lineage: Eukaryota; Fungi; Ascomycota; Sordariomycetes; Thyridiales; Thyridiaceae.